Molecule: messenger RNA, 5166 nt
Organism: Amoebophrya sp. A25
Lineage: Eukaryota; Dinophyceae; Syndiniales; Amoebophryaceae
Source: the annotation of a GenBank genome assembly
CCUUGUUCUUUUUCAUCAUCUCCACGAAUACUUCGAAUCACACGAUUUUUCAUUCAAGAAGUACGUAGAAGUACGCAAGAGGAAAAAGCUAUUCAUGCAUAGUUCGCAUUAGAGCAAGCACGCGGAAAGUAGAAAUAGAAGAAAAUGAAGAUGAUGAUUUUUCGACGGUCGUCGUGGUUGUUAUCUGGUGCAGCGCUGCCACUCUUCAGCGUUUUCUGGACGGCUGCGGCAAUGCAAUCUGAUGAGGAUUCCGAUGAAUCCUACGCUUCUAGUGGUUCAGAACCCAUCGAUGACACGAAAGUGGCGAAGAAAUAUGAGUCGGUAUUGACCAAGCUUCGAUGCGAACUGACGGAGGCAGAGACGUUCAUUGGACUUUACGACAACAAGGACGAGCAAACUAAAAUUCAGCGCGAAGAGGCGGAGGGUACAAGAAACUGGAUUCGAAGCCUGUCCCGCGAGCAGCGAGAGGGCUAUGCGCGAAAGUACGGAGACGAUUAUCUCUCAAAUCUGAAGUGUAUGGCUUAAGCCUUUGGAACAUCUUCAAGACCAUCCUGGCAAGCACGUAGUAAAAAAUGUUGCUUGAAAAUAAACAAGAUGCUGGGAUGUUCUUUCUGGAUGCAAAAAGCUCUGUCAUACACUUCGAGUGCCAAGCGACACUGCGCGACCUCGACGAUAAGUUCCUCACGUACAUUCGCAUGAAGGAAAGGGUGGAUUGCCUUCAGGUACAGAUAAACUCUACAAAAGAUGAGGCUCGAAAAGCGCAAACCAAUCGGGGCAGAGCAGGAGCGAGUGGAAGAACGAAGGGAUUGAGAUGUGAUGAGCAAGAAUGUCGUUAUGCCACGGGACCUGUCAAUAUUUCUGUUUUUCACAUUGAUGUGUACACUCUAGGAGACAUUCAUCUCUCUAGGAUGAUCCUUGAUAACAUGUGUACUAGUACCAAUAGCCACCUAGAUCCUACACAGAUCAAUAUACAUGUUCCAGGGCUGAAGGCCCUGGACCCUUUUUUCCGAUUAACUGCCGGGCGGGAAGGCCUCCAAACGGCCACCUUCGCGCCCUCGCGGCUUCUUGCGCGUGCGCUACAGAGCCCAAACCCUUGCGGCCGUUCAAGCACCGACGGCCGGGAGUGGAAGGCUUCCGAAGGCGGCAAGGCUUGACCCCUUGCCGUGUUGCAUGUCCCCGGCAGACCUCCCCCCGGUGUGCGGGCUCCUCACUGGGGGAUCUUCCCGGGGGGUGGGACGCCUCCGAGGGCAGCAGGUGGCAAGGCUUGACCCCCUUCGCUGUGCUGCAUGUGUCCAACAGAACUCCGGCGAGCACGCUUUGCCCCCACUCCUCCUCGCCUUUGGUCCUCAGCCCCCCCGGGCAAUUGGUGGCGGCUGACGCUGCCGCCAAUGGGGGGACGAGGGCAACCCAGCACAGGAGGCCAGGCCUCGCGACCGUGGCCGCCGAAUCUACCCCCGAAGGCUGUCCCCCUGAUAGGGUCCAAGAGUCGGGACGCCUGUGAGGUACGCGCGGAGAGCCGUGGGGGGUCUCUGGCUCCGCUUUUUGGGACCUUCGCCCCCGGAAAUCCUCACACCACCGCGCAAAAAAGGGCGCCCCGAUGCCCCAACAGCUCCAUCCACAGGCCGGAGGGAGGGGGGCUCCCUCCCUGGUACAUACAUGUGAGCUAUCUCCUCAUCUGCACACCGCAAUUAUUGGGAAGAUUUGCGUGACUGAGUGAGAUUGUACCAGAUAAAAAUGAACGCUAAUCGGGCGAGCACGAGCUAAAGCGCCGCUGUCAAGACGCGGAAAACACAUGCGAGUAUUUGGAAGAGACGCAGGAGCUACAGCAUAAGAAGCGUUUACUUUUUGAGGAUCAGAAGUUGCUUUCCGGACAACUAAAAGACGCGCGCAACACGAUUAACAAUCGCUCGUCCACCGCUACAGAUCGUCAGCGAGUUGUGCAAGAUUUUCCGAAGCUGCAACAGAAGGCAAACUUUCUCAAAGGUGAGAUCGACAAAAUCGAUCAGCGCCUGGCAUAUCUUGAAAACAGACAAAAAAAGAUAUAUGCGAGGAUGAAAAGAGAUGCGCGUCGUGCAAAGAAGCAGCAGAGACGUCCACCUCAGCAGAGAGAAGCCGGAGCAUCUUCUUCGUCUGCUGGUCGAGAGGCUGUGUCAGAGACAAAGAUAACGCAGCUCGAGCAAUCGCAAGCGGCUAGUCCGAAACUGGCCUUGGAAAAUCCCGAAACUCGUCCCGUCUCGGUGAGCGCCGCCCCGUCGACCGCCUGUUUUUCGCCGGAGACAUCUGAGGCACCUAAUCGCCCGUCCUCCUCCUCGGUGAGAUCGGCACUGGACGCAGCAUGUCGUCGUGGUGACUCUCCCCGGGCGGUUCUUGAUCCCUUAUCAGGCGAAGGCGGAAGCCACGCUGAUAGCUCUUCUCCGGCUGUUGUUCCCUCAUCGGGCGGAAGACAAAGUCGUCCAGGUGUCGCUCAGGUGGUAACGCCAAGCAGAGAAAAUGAGACAGACGCUGCUACCAUUACCGGAACCUGUGCGCCUCUCAACACGGUCGCCGAUACUUCUACACCCGCAGUCGAUAACUGUUUCUCGUUGAUUCCCAGAACUACGACUGGGAACAGUGCGAUGAUUGCGGAGGUUGCGGAGGCAAAAGCCGUCGUGAAAGCCGAAUGGAGUAGGAUACCGGCCUGGGAAAAGCGCCUGGCGUCUUAUACAGAUCUAUGGAAAAUUCUGGUUAAGGACGCGGAGGACACUCAAGAGAAAUGGGAAAAGCCGUUGCCGCAAGACUAUUAUGACAACUGCGCGGCUGUAAUGAACUUUAGACACUAGGUAAAAACGCAACGCUCUCAAUGCCAUCAAGACGAAUUAGUAAUUCUGAUUACUUAAUCACAUGCCUGUAGCUGUGCUAUUAUAUAAAUAUUAAUACUUCUUAUACUUACAAUAUCACAUGUUGUGUUUCACCUUCGGGGGUUCUUCCGCAUAAAAACUUUGUGAAUUCAAGAAAUGGGAUCUAAAGGGGAAGAGUAAAGAACUUAAAACUCCUGAGUUGCGGCAUAGAACUCUAAAAAAGUAUUAGUUAGUAUUUAUUUUUGCAAACCCGCACACCGUUGCUACAAAAAAAAAAGUCAAUGUCAUUUGAUCUUGAUUGACAAAUGAGUUUACGUCCUCUAGGAGAUCAUCCUCUAGCUGCUACUUUUUUGCUCUACCCUGUCCAAGAGUCAUCAUAAUUUAUUCCGAAGUAGGAGCUAGAUUCUUCAAGGAGACGAAGCUCUCGACUUCCUUCUAAAGACAUGAGCAACAACUCAAAUCGGGGGAGCUCCAGCUGUCUGCCACGUAUGUAGCCCCGUUAGCGCGGGCAGCAGCAAGGCGCUUCAUUGCGUUUGUUGGGGAUGCCGAGCCCUGGAAAUCGAUUGCAGAGCCCCUUCUGGACGAUCUGGCAUACAAUUUUCAAUACGAUAAAGUGCCCUCUGAAAAACAUUGGAAUUAUGAUUAGAGACUAAAGAGCCGUUCUCGCGUUUUAGUUGGAGGAGUCUUCUACAAUUGAAGACUGUUCUCAUUUUCGUCUUCCACGACUAUCACGAUGUACAAAUUUAGGAUUAUCACGGUAAAGUAAACAAGAUGAAGACGCGUGCGUGCCUGCGUUGUUUAUUAUACUAUCGACGCGAUCAUAUCUCACUGAUGUCGUACCGGAGUCAGCAUCUCUUUCCAUACAUGCUUAAUUGAUCCAUUAGAGACUUACUUCGUGGGGAGGUGUGUCCUUGUCUAAUUUGAUUUGCUGGAACAAGCAUUGUGGGAUGACGUCAGGGAGAUGAAUUUCCCAGGUUGGGAACCAUUGCGAGCGCAGUUUUUUAGCGGAUCGCAAGCAAACUUUAUCGUUGACCCGCUGCAAGAUUCUUUUGGACAAACUGCAGUAAAAAUUCUCUAUGAGCUUGGCCUAGAUAAAAUUUACUUCUAUCACGUGCUGAAACACAAAUUCUGUACGAAAGAAAGCCAACGGACGAAACUGAACGAGGCGCUCAGAAGAGUACUUUUUAUUUUUUGGUGAAUGAAUGAUCAUGAUGCCUCAACAUACCGGACAACGACAAGAGUCGUGUAAUUAUUAUGGUGAGUAGAAGCAUCUCUUUUUGACGAUCGAAGGUAUAUCAAACGGCACACUGUAAAUCGUCAUGACGGUAAGGGGAUGCAGAGUGCGCGUUGGCAUCAUUGGAAUUGGAUGGCAUUCUAUGGUGUCACCAAAUACAAAUACAGCGUAGUACGAUGUUGACUGAUUCAAGAACUGACUAGCAUACUUAUAUGUUUUUCGGCAGUUCAUUUCUUCAAUUUUUCUUAAGAUUUUUUUGUCUUCUCUAAAACAGCUAAGACAACCCAAAUAUUUAAACAGCUUGCGCGCCGCAACCUUAUCGCUGGUUCCGAGUCACGAGAGUUACGACCUGGGGAAAUUGAGAUGCAUAAGAGGCUCGUGUCCGUGGUGGAACGUCUUUCCCUUCUGAAAGAGCAUUGUAACGCGAAUAUUGCAACUGCGAGCGAAGAUGGUACCGCGGUGAAAUCUGACCGAUCGCAGAAAGAGAAUUUCGGAAUCAAUCCUGAUGUAAAUGAGCAGCAGAAAGGGCAAUGGGAGAGUCUUCAGCAUUAUUUGCGAUGUAAACAUGCCAACGAUCUCGCUGCAAAGGCUUCCGCGGAGGCUGCAGCUGCCGGCUCAGGAGUACGAAACGCGCCUCCAGCAGCUAGCCAGCGUCUUCUUCGAGUUAUUAUUCCUCGUGUUCCAGCAGCGCCAGCGCCUGGAGGCAGUUCUGCUGCGCCAGGCAAUCCUGCAGUCCGUCAACGGAAUGCUGCCGUUCAGGCACAGGGCAAUGCAAUCGGGCAGAGCAACCCUGCUGGUCCAGGCAAUCCUGUGGGGCCAGGCGAUCCUGCACGGCGUCAACGCAAUGCUGGCGGACAGGGCAAUGCAAUUGGGGAGAGUAACCUUGCUGGUUCAGGCAAUCCUGCGGGGCCAGGCGAUCCUGCAGGGCGUCAACGCAAUGCUGCCGGGCAGAGCAACCCUGCUGGGCAAGGCAAUCCUGCAGUGCCACAGCCAGCACGCCGAGGGCUCGGAGCAGGAGCUAUCACUGGAAUCGCUCUUGGCUCUGUCGCGGGAGUCGGCAUCAUCGGCGGCUUAGCAUUCUUCUUCCUUCUUUAG